Messenger RNA from Phyllostomus hastatus (greater spear-nosed bat), 1054 nucleotides. It is a transcript of the gene IDNK, whose product is annotated as IDNK gluconokinase. Lineage: Eukaryota; Metazoa; Chordata; Mammalia; Chiroptera; Phyllostomidae. Gene Ontology annotation, cellular component: cytoplasm. Gene Ontology annotation, molecular function: gluconokinase activity. The record is from RefSeq and is a predicted model, not a curated record. Bases 123 to 680 code for a protein of 185 amino acids. The transcript has 5 exons.
GGGAGGGGGAACGGGCGCGUCUGCGGAGGCCUAGCGCCCGGCCCUCUUGCUGCUCCGCCCUCGGCGGCGGGGAAGGCGGCGCCGGGGCCCCGGAAGCAGCGGGAAGGAGCUGGACUGGGGCCAUGGCGGCGCCUGCAGCGAUACUGGUCAUGGGCGUGAGCGGCUCAGGAAAAUCAACCGUGGGCGCCCUGCUGGCAUCCGAGCUAGGAUGGAAAUUCUAUGAUGCAGAUGACUAUCACCCAGAAGAAAAUCGAAUAAAGAUGGGGAAAGGGAUUCCGCUGAACGACCAGGACAGGAUUCCAUGGCUGUGCAACUUGCAUGAAAUUUUACUAAGAGAUGUAGCCUCAGGACAGCAUGUGGUUCUAGCCUGUUCAGCGCUGAAGAAAGUGUACAGAGACAUCUUAAUCCAAGGAAAAGAUGGUGCACUUGCGAAGCGUGAUGAGCCGGGGAAGGAAGGGAAGCUGGCUGAGGUGAAGCUCCUUACGGUCCAUCUGAGCGGGUCAUUUGAGGUCAUCUCUGAACGCUUAUCCAAAAGAAAAGGACAUUUUAUGCCCCCUGAGUUACUGCAGUCCCAGUUCGAUACUCUGGAGCCUCCAUCAGCUCCAGAAAAAUUUAUCCAAGUCAGUGUGGACAAAAGUCUUUCAGAGAUCAUUGCUAUAAUUGUGAAAGCUCUACAGUGAAAUGUAAGUCAUUGCAUAGCAGUGGCCCAGAACGGAAUUAGCCAUAAAUUUCUGACCUAAAACAGAUAUUCCAGCAUCCCUUUUGGUACUGUAUCCUAAACUCUAAUUCAGGUGAACAAACCACAAUGUGUGGAGAUAUGCGUGUUUGGCUGUAAUUUUAGGGAUUUGUGAUACUCUGUCAUCACACUCUGGCACAUGAGAGGGAACUCUCAAAGUAAGGCUUCAAUUCAAGUUGAAAUUCAUGUGACCUAAUCAAGUGGUCAGAGGAUAUUACACGAUCAAUGCUGAAAUCAUUGCCUUACUUAGAACAUCCUUGAUCAUGAUGUAUUCCAACAAAUAAAUAAAACUUGGCCAUCCUUGGCAUCCCUCAGAAA